Messenger RNA from Marmota flaviventris (yellow-bellied marmot), 2646 nucleotides. RefSeq names its product threonyl-tRNA synthetase 3 (gene Tars3). NCBI's taxonomy places the organism in Eukaryota, Metazoa, Chordata, Mammalia, Rodentia, Sciuridae. Gene Ontology annotation, biological process: threonyl-tRNA aminoacylation. Gene Ontology annotation, molecular function: ATP binding; threonine-tRNA ligase activity. The record is from RefSeq and is a predicted model, not a curated record. Gene Ontology annotation, cellular component: cytoplasm; mitochondrion.
CCCUGAAGGAGCCGGGCGCCAUGGCAGCUGAGGCCCUGGCGGCUGAGGCCGUAGCUUCGCGCCUGGAGAGGCAGGAGGAGGACAUCCGCUGGCUGUGGACCGAGGUCCAGCGCCUGAGGGACGAGCAGCUGAACGCGCCCGAUCGGUGCCAGGCGGAGGGGCCGUGCCUCACGCGGGAGGUGGCGCAGCUCCGGGCCGAGAACCGCGACCUGCGCCACAGGCUGUAUCGCCUGCGGCUGUGCCUGGCGGAGGAGUUGAGCCAUCAGGCCAAGCUAGAGAGUGCGGCGCGGGCGGCUGCGGCGCACGGGGAGGCCGAGCGCGCGGCUGCGGGCGCGCAGCCUCCUUCUAGUCAAAGCCAAGAAAAGGACAUUAAAAAGGAGAAAUUGAAGGAACAUGGACCUGACAGUGAGGUGAAACAACCAAAUUUUAUAAAAGAAAGGCUGGAACUUUUUGAAACCUUGAAGAAAGAACAUCAGCUUUUGCAUGCUAUGUGUGAAACAAAGGAGAAUGCAAGCAAUGUGAUAGCAGUAAGACUGGCUGAUGGGAAAACAGUGGAAGGGGAAAUUUGGAAAACAACACCAUAUAAUGUGGCUGCUGAGAUUAGUCAAGAACUGGCUGAAAACACAGUAGUUGCCAAGGUAAAUGGUGAAUUAUGGGACCUGGACCGCCCAUUGGAAGGAGAUUCCACUCUAGAGCUGCUGAUGUUUGAUAAUGAGGAAGCUCAAGCUGUAUACUGGCACUCCAGUGCUCAUAUUCUUGGGGAGGCCAUGGAAAUUUACUAUGGAGGCCACUUGUGCUACGGCCCACCCAUCGAAAAUGGAUUUUAUUAUGACAUGUUCAUUGGAGACAGAGCAGUGUCCAGCACUGAGUUGUCAGCCCUGGAGGACAUAUGUAAAACCAUCAUAAAAGAAAAGCAGCCUUUUGAAAGAUUGGAAGUCAGCAAGGAAAUGCUUCUGGACAUGUUUAAGUAUAAUAAAUUUAAAUGCCGAAUUCUGAAGGAGAAGGUCGACACUCCAACUACCACAGUUUACAGGUGUGGUCCACUAAUUGAUCUUUGUAAAGGCCCCCAUGUAAGACACACUGGAAAAAUUAAAACCAUAAAAAUUUUCAAGAAUUCCUCAACAUACUGGGAGGGAAACCCUGAAAUGGAAACGUUGCAGAGGAUCUAUGGGAUAUCCUUUCCUGAUAACAAAAUGAUGAAAACCUGGGAAAAGUUCCAAGAGGAAGCCAAGAAUCGUGAUCAUAGGAAAAUUGGGAAGGAACAGGAACUUUUCUUUUUUCACGAUCUGAGUCCUGGAAGCUGUUUUUUCCUUCCCCGAGGAGCCUUCAUUUAUAAUACACUUAUGGAUUUCAUACGAGAGGAGUAUCACAAACGAACCUUCACGGAAGUGCUCUCUCCCAACAUGUACAACAGUAAACUCUGGGAAGCCUCGGGCCACUGGCAGCAUUACAGUGAGAACAUGUUCACCUUUGAUAUUGAAAAGGACACCUUUGCUCUCAAACCCAUGAAUUGUCCAGGGCACUGUCUGAUGUUUGCUCAUCGUCCACGAUCUUGGAGGGAAAUGCCAAUUAGAUUUGCUGAUUUUGGAGUUCUUCACAGAAAUGAACUGUCAGGGACUUUAAGUGGCUUAACCCGGGUCAGGCGCUUCCAGCAGGAUGAUGCUCAUAUCUUCUGCACGGUGGAGCAGAUUGAAGAAGAAAUAAAGGGGUGUUUGCAGUUUUUACAAUCAGUUUACUCAACAUUUGGCUUCUCCUUUCAAUUAAACCUGGCCACAAGGCCAGAAAACUACCUUGGAGAAAUUGAGAUGUGGGAUGAAGCUGAAAAGCAACUGCAGAAUAGCUUGAUGGAAUUUGGAAAACCAUGGAAAAUGAACCCAGGAGAUGGAGCAUUUUAUGGCCCUAAAAUUGAUAUAAAAAUCAAGGAUGCUAUUGGCAGAUACCACCAAUGUGCUACAAUUCAGCUGGACUUCCAACUGCCUAUUAGAUUUAAUCUUACAUAUGUUAGUAAGGAUGGGGAUGAUAAGAAGAGACCUGUGAUCAUUCACCGAGCAGUGUUGGGAUCAGUGGAAAGAAUGAUAGCCAUUCUUGCAGAAAACUAUGGGGGGAAAUGGCCUUUCUGGCUAUCUCCUCGUCAGGUGAUGGUCAUCCCUGUGGGUUCAACUUGUGAAGAAUAUGCAGUUCAGGUAUCCAAUGAAUUUUUUGAAGAAGGAUUUAUGGCCGAUGUUGAUUUAGAUGACAGUUGUACACUGAAUAAGAAAAUAAGAAAUGCACAGUUGGCUCAAUAUAAUUUUAUUUUGGUGGUUGGAGAAAAAGAAAAGAUAAAUAAUGCUGUAAAUGUUCGAACAAGAGACAACAAAAUUCAUGGAGAGAUUUCAGUAACUUCUGCCAUUAAUAAAUUGAAGAAUCUCAAGAAAUCACGUACACUAAAUGCUGAGGAAGACUUUUAAAGUGCUUUCCUUGUACUUGCUUCUAUGUAAUCUAUUUUGACCUUUGCAAAUGUAUUUUUCCUAACUAACAUGUUAGAACUUCUAAGAACUUUGGACCCACUGAUGGAUCCACUCAUGGGAUCAGUUGAAAUGGGUCACAGUGAAUGAUUAGCAUAUAUGUAUAAAGUUAAUUCAUUAAUGUGUUCUGAAGAUGAUAAGA